Lodderomyces jiufengensis is the source of this 3300-nucleotide messenger RNA. RefSeq names its product ATP-dependent Lon protease (gene PIM1). NCBI's taxonomy places the organism in Eukaryota, Fungi, Ascomycota, Pichiomycetes, Serinales, Debaryomycetaceae. Gene Ontology annotation, molecular function: single-stranded DNA binding; ATP hydrolysis activity; serine-type endopeptidase activity. Bases 1 to 3300 code for a protein of 1099 amino acids. The record is from RefSeq and is a predicted model, not a curated record. Gene Ontology annotation, biological process: protein catabolic process; chaperone-mediated protein complex assembly; protein quality control for misfolded or incompletely synthesized proteins. Gene Ontology annotation, cellular component: mitochondrial matrix. The transcript has a single exon.
AUGAUUAGAACGGAUAAGUUAGGUACUUGUCGUCAGAUAAGGAGAAAUCUACUUAAAAAGUCUACCAAAAAUCAUAACAAAAUUAUAAAUCUUAUACGAACUGCAACUACAUCAACUUCCACACAACAAACUUAUUCAUCAUUAUCUCCACUUUUAUCACAAAUACCAUAUAUACCUUCAUCAAAUAUUCCAAACCCCUUUGUACAUAACAACCAUAGCAUACUAAAUGAAUCAUUAUAUUUUGAUAAAUCAAAACCCGAUCAACCACUACCAAAAGAACCCAAAGAUAAAAAUGAACCACCAUCAAAUGAUAAAACUGAAGAUCCUCCAAAACCAAACGAAGAAGAAAUAGAGAAAAAGGAUGAUGAAAAACCAAAAGAUAUAGUAGAAGAAUCAGAAACUAAAGUUAGUAUAGAUCCUAAUGCACCUGUUUCAUCAUCAAAUACAGUUUCAUCAAGUGGUGGAGAUAACAGUAAUGAUGGGAAAAAUGAUAAUAACAACAAUAACGGAAAUGAUGGUAAAGAUGAUCAACAUCUCGUGAACUCUAGGACUGGAUUGUAUACUCCAUUUCUAGCAAUACCGAUGAAAGAUCGUCCUUGUUUACCAGGUAGAUAUUGUACAAUUACAGUAACAGAUCCAGAAGUUAUAAGAUGUUUACAGGAAGUUGUUGAAACAAAAGAACCGUAUUUUGUAUUAUUCCACGUGAAGGAUCCCAAUGAUGAAGAUGCUCAUAUAGAUAUUAUCAAAAACAAAGAAUUUGUUCAUGAAAUUGGUACAUUAUGUCAAAUUGCAAAAGUAACACCUUUGGAUUCAACUCAUGUACAUAUUUUAGCAUAUCCUCAUAGAAGAGUUAAAUUAGUUGAUUUGAGUACUCCGAAACAAAAAAAUGAAAAUAUUGAACAACAACAAGAAAAUUUUCCCACGGCUUACUUGAAAAAAUUUGAUAUUUCAUACGCUGCAGUUCAACCAGUUGAAGAUGAACCAUUUGAAAAAAAUAAUGUUGAAAUUCAAGCAUUAAUAGAAAGUAUCAAGAGUUUAUGUUCAAGUUUUUCACCUAACCCAUUAGCAGCAGAAAGUGGUAGAAAAGUAUUAAAUGAUCCUUCCAUGUUGGCUGAUUAUGUUGGUGGAUCAGUAUGCGGAGAUGCUAAGCAAAUUCAAGAAAUUAUGGAUAGUUUAGAUGUUCAAAAAAGAUUAGAAAAAACUUUGAAGCUAUUAAAAAUCGAAGUUGAUGCGGAUGAGAUAAAAAGAAAAGCUCAUAUAAACAUGAGAGAAAGAACUGAAAAACAAUAUGCUCAAAUGUUAAUCAAGGAAUACACUAAAGAGUUAUUAAAAGCAGCAGGGAUAGGUGAAAAUUCAAAAGCUACUAAAUUUGAUGAACGUUUAAAGAAAUUAAAAAUGCCGGAAGAAGCAAUGGAAGCUUAUAAGACAGAAAGAGCAAGAUUAGGGACUCAAAGUGAUAUGGAAUCAAAUGUUGUUGAAAGAUAUCUUGAUUGGUUAACUCAAAUUCCAUUUGGUAUAUAUUCAAAAGAUUCAUUCAAUGUUAAAAAAGCAAGAGAAAUUUUAGAUCGUGAUCAUUAUGGAUUAAAAGAUGUCAAAGAUAGAAUAUUAGAAUUCAUAUCUGUGGGUAAAGUAUCUGGUAAUGUAAAUGGUAAAAUUUUAUGUCUUGCGGGUCCACCAGGUACUGGGAAAACUUCAAUUGCAAAAUCUAUUGCGGAAUCAUUGAAUAGAAAAUAUACUAGAAUUGCAGUUGGUGGUGUACAAGAUGUUCAUGAUGUUAAAGGUCAUAGAAGAACUUAUGUUGCAUCAAUACCAGGUAGAAUCAUAUCGGCUUUAGUUAAUGCCAAAACAUCAAACCCUUUGAUGUUAAUUGAUGAAAUUGAUAAAUUAGAUACAACAUCACAUGGAGGUGCAGCAAGAGCAUUUUUAGAAAUAUUAGAUCCUGAACAAAAUAACGCUUUUGUAGAUAAUUUCAUUGAGGUGAAAGUUGAUUUAUCAAAAGUUUUAUUUGUAUGUACUGCAAAUUAUUUAGGAUCAAUCCCAGCUCCAUUGAGAGAUCGUAUGGAAAUUAUUGAAGUUAACGGAUACACAAAACAUGAAAAAAUUGAAAUUGCAACAAGACAUUUAAUUCCUGAAGCAUGUAGAAAAGUUGGUUUACAACCUGGUUUAGUUGAUAUUUCAAGAGACACUAUACUGAGACUAAUUGAUAAAUAUUGUCGUGAAUCGGGAUUAAGACAUGUCAAAACUUUGAUAAAUAGAAUUUUUAGUAAAGCUUCUAUGAAAAUUGUUGAACAAGUUGAAGAAACAAAUCCUCAACAAGAAGAAAUUAUUAUUGAAGAAAUUAAAAAUGAUGAUGUCAAAGAACAAGAGAAAUUGGAAAAGGAAGUUGAAGCUAAACCAGAGGAAGCUUCUACUGCUGAGACUACUGUUAAAGCUGAAGAAGCUAUUGAACCUAAAGAAGAAUCAUCAAAAGAAUCUGAAGAAAAACCAAAAGAGGAAGAAAAACCGAAAGAAACCCCAAAAGAAGAAGUUGUUGAAGAAAAACCAAUAAAAUUAGAAUUACCAGACAACAUCAAAAUAGAUGUAACACCAGAAAAUUUAAAAGAAUUUAUUGGACCAGAAAUAUAUACAAAAGAUAGAAUUUAUGAAACUUUAAAACCAGGUGUUGCAACAGGUUUAGCAUAUAAUAAUUCAGGUGAUGGUGAUGCCCUUUAUAUAGAAUCGAUUUUAACAGAUUCAAUAAGUUCAGAUUUAGGAAAUGCAGGAUUACAUGUAACUGGUUCAUUAAAAGAUGUUAUGAAAGAAUCAGCUUCGAUAGCAUACUCAUUUGCAAAACAAUAUAUGAUUUCAAAAUAUACGGAAAAUAAAUUUUUUGAAAAUGCUCAUAUUCAUGUUCAUUGUCCUGGUGGUGCAAUUCCAAAAGAUGGACCAUCUGCAGGUAUAGCUUUUACAUCAUCAUUAAUUUCAUUAGCUUUAAAUAAAUCAUUACCUAACGAUACAGCAAUGACUGGAGAAAUAACAUUAACUGGAAGAGUUUUAGCUAUAGGAGGAUUAAGAGAGAAAACCCUUGGUGCUAAACGAGCAGGUUAUAAUAAGAUUAUAUUCCCAAAAGAUUGUGAAUAUCAAUUGGAAGAAAUUCCAGAAGAAGUUAAAGAAGGUAUAACUUAUUACCCAGUUGAAUGGUAUAAUGAAGUAUUUGAUCAUUUAUUUGACAUUGACCAAAAUGAAGGUAAUAAUGUAUGGAAGGAGGAAUUUGAAAAAUUAGAAGCUAAAAAGAAAUCAAAAAAACUGAGUAGUAAUUAG